Sphenostylis stenocarpa is the source of this 420-nucleotide messenger RNA. Lineage: Eukaryota; Viridiplantae; Streptophyta; Magnoliopsida; Fabales; Fabaceae. The record is from the annotation of a GenBank genome assembly.
AUGUUCACUUCAUCGACUCCCACUUCACUCCGCACCCCAAUCCUUCACCACGCUCUUCCCUCCUCACCCUUCCGUACCAACUUCUCCCCUCUCACCCUUCCACCCUUCCACCGCACUCUCUCCUUCCUCCCCCCUCCGCCGCUCCUCCCGGCGGAACCCUCCCUCUCCGCCGCCGCGAAGGCGGACAAGUCCGGCGAGCAAAAGUGGGUCCACGAGGGCCUUAUCAUGGAGUCUCUCCCCAACGGCAUGUUCCGCGUGCGACUCGACAACGAGGACCUCAUCCUUGGCUACAUCUCCGGCAAAAUCCGAAAAAACUACGUUCGGAUCCUCCCGGGCGACAGGGUCAAGGUCGAGGUCAGCCGCUACGACUCCUCCAAAGGACGCAUCGUUUAUAGGCUCCGCUCAAGCACCCCUUCAUAA